CUUGCUUUGAUUCCAGCGAUCAGCUGCAGAGAAAGAAAAGAAAAGAGAAAAAGAAAGAAAAAAAAAACCCCACAUAUAACAGUCCGCCUGGCGAUUUUAUCACUUUUAAAAAAUUUUGAAUAAAGAAGGAAGAUUUGCGCUGUUGUUUCUGAUUCAUGUUUGGGAUUCAGGAAAGCAUCCAGCGGAGUGGGAGCAGCAUGAAGGAAGAGCCCCUCGGCGCGGGGAUGAACGCGGUGCGGACGUGGAUGCAGGGAGCCGGCGUCCUGGACGCCAGCACGGCCGCUCAGAGCGGAGUGGGUCUGGCCCGGGCUCACUUCGAGAAGCAGCCGCCUUCCAACCUGAGGAAGUCCAACUUUUUCCACUUCGUCCUGGCUCUGUACGACCGGCAGGGGCAGCCCGUGGAGAUCGAGCGCACCGCCUUCGUGGGCUUCGUGGAGAAGGAGAAGGAAGCCAACAGCGAAAAGACCAACAACGGGAUCCACUACCGCCUGCAGCUGCUCUACAGCAAUGGGAUCAGGACGGAGCAGGAUUUCUACGUGCGGCUCAUCGACUCCAUGACCAAGCAGGCAAUAGUAUAUGAAGGCCAAGACAAGAACCCAGAAAUGUGCCGAGUUCUGCUCACGCAUGAAAUAAUGUGCAGCCGCUGUUGUGACAAGAAAAGCUGUGGCAACAGAAAUGAGACUCCAUCAGAUCCAGUGAUAAUUGACAGGUUCUUCUUGAAAUUUUUCCUCAAAUGUAACCAAAAUUGCCUAAAAAAUGCAGGAAACCCUCGAGACAUGCGUCGAUUCCAGGUCGUGGUGUCUACAACAGUCAAUGUUGAUGGCCACGUGUUGGCAGUGUCAGACAAUAUGUUUGUGCACAACAAUUCCAAGCACGGGCGGAGAGCUCGAAGACUCGAUCCCUCGGAAGGUACGCCUUCUUAUCUGGAACAUGCAGCUACACCAUGUAUCAAAGCCAUCAGUCCAAGUGAAGGAUGGACUACAGGAGGUGCCACUGUCAUCAUCAUAGGAGACAAUUUCUUUGAUGGGUUACAGGUCAUAUUCGGCACCAUGCUGGUUUGGAGUGAGCUGAUUACUCCUCAUGCCAUCCGUGUACAGACGCCCCCCCGACAUAUCCCAGGGGUUGUAGAAGUCACAUUGUCCUACAAGUCCAAGCAGUUCUGCAAGGGAACGCCUGGAAGAUUCAUUUACACAGCUCUGAACGAACCCACCAUUGACUAUGGUUUCCAAAGGUUACAGAAGGUUAUCCCCCGGCACCCUGGUGACCCCGAACGCUUGCCAAAGGAAGUAAUACUUAAGAGGGCUGCUGAUUUAGUAGAAGCACUCUAUGGUAUGCCACAUAAUAACCAGGAAAUAAUCCUGAAAAGAGCUGCAGACAUCGCCGAAGCGCUCUACAGCGUCCCCCGCAACCACAACCAGCUCCCCGCCCUCGCCAACACCUCUGUCCACGCGGGAAUGAUGGGGGUGAACUCCUUCAGUGGCCAGCUCGCUGUCAAUGUCUCUGAAGCCUCCCAAGCCACCAACCAGGGUUUCACUCGCAACUCCAGCAGUGUGUCACCUCAUGGCUACGUGCCAAGCACCACCCCGCAGCAGACAAACUACAACUCUGUCACAACAAGCAUGAACGGCUAUGGCAAUGCUGGAAUGUCAAAUUUAGGCGGUUCUCCAACCUUCCUGAAUGGAUCUGCUGCCAAUUCUCCCUAUGCCAUUGUGCCAUCAAGCCCGACAAUGGCCUCCUCCACUAGCCUCCCCUCCAACUGUAGCAGUUCCUCCGGGAUUUUCUCCUUCUCACCAGCCAACAUGGUCUCAGCGGUGAAGCAGAAGAGUGCGUUCGCGCCUGUCGUGAGACCCCAGACCUCCCCCCCUCCCACCUGCACCAGCACCAAUGGCAAUAGCCUGCAAGCUAUAUCUGGCAUGAUUGUUCCCCCCAUGUGAAAGAAUUGCCUUGAAGAAUUUUAUUAAUGAAGAGGUUGAAUUCUGCUUCAGAGAGAAUCUGAUACAAGUCCCAGAGUGGAACUUUUUACUCAGGCCUUUUUAAAAAUAAAAAAGAAAUAAAGAAGGAUCUUACAAUAACUGCAGAUUUUUAAACAAAACAAAAAUCACCAUCCUUGCAAAUACUGAAAUUAACAAUCCACAAUUGCAAGGUGUUGAUUCGAGUUGUCCAUCCCAAAUAAAUGGG
Molecule: messenger RNA, 2178 nt
Organism: Ficedula albicollis (Collared flycatcher)
Lineage: Eukaryota; Metazoa; Chordata; Aves; Passeriformes; Muscicapidae
Gene: EBF1
Product: early B-cell factor 1
Exons: 16
Coding region: 156-1934 (592 amino acids)
Biological process (GO): regulation of transcription by RNA polymerase II
Molecular function (GO): RNA polymerase II cis-regulatory region sequence-specific DNA binding; DNA-binding transcription factor activity, RNA polymerase II-specific
Source: RefSeq, a predicted model, not a curated record